Molecule: messenger RNA, 1412 nt
Organism: Ceutorhynchus assimilis (cabbage seed weevil)
Lineage: Eukaryota; Metazoa; Arthropoda; Insecta; Coleoptera; Curculionidae
Source: the annotation of a GenBank genome assembly
CACAAAUCUAACCUCAAAUUUACCAGCUGGCUGUCAGAAAUUUGUUAUGUAAAAAUCUCUUUCAGCAAAAACCUGAAUUAGUUUCGAAUUAAACACAGGAAAAUGGCAAGCAUUAUGCGAAUUUCCUUCAGCAAAAUACCGGCAGCCAAUUCCUGCAAAACGGUAUUGACAAAAAUCAAUAUCCAAGCAGUGAGGACCAUAACGAGUAAGCUGGACGAACUGCCCCCAAAACCGAAACCUUUCGAUUAUAAAAACAAGAUUUUCAAUAUAACCAGGUAUUGGUUUGAUAAGACUUCGGCCAGAUUUGAUGAGAACACCAAGCUCAUUGUUGUCGAAGGGCCUCUCGCAGCAGGCAAAUCGAAAUUUGCCAAAGAAAUCGCAGACGCCUUUGGCAUGCUUUAUUUACCAGAAGCCAACUUGGACAUGGAAUACAUUAACAGAUACGGCUUUGACUUGAGGAAGCUGGAUUCGCAAUUGCCUCCCGAUUGCAGGAGCUUCGAUGUAAUGGACUACAUGAGGAAUCCCAAUCAUAAACUGGUGGCCAGAAUGCAAAUUCAACAAUACCUCGUUAGGUUUUCUCAGUAUAUUGAUGCUUUGGCUCAUAUUUUCAGUACUGGCCAAGGUGUCGUGCUUGAUAGAUGUUGCUAUUCGGAUUUCGUGUUUGCUGAGGCUAUGUUCAGUAGAAAGUUUCUUUCCAGAGCAGCUUAUAAAAAAUACUACGAGUACAGAGAUAACACUAUAAAUGAGCUUCUCAGGCCUCAUUUAGUGAUUUAUUUGGAUGUUCCAGUACCAAAAGUGAUGGAAAAUAUCCAGAAACGUAAUAUAAGUUACGAGAAAAAUUCUCCUGCCCUAACCGAGUCUUAUUUGGAAACUAUGGAAAGGCAUUAUAAGCAGAGUUAUUUGAAAGAUAUGGCUAAACAUGCUGAAUUAUUAGUCUACGAUUGGUCAUUAGAAGGCGACAUGGAAGUGGUAAUCGAGGACAUCGAAUCCAUCGAUUUCAACAAAUAUGAUUACCAAGAUCCCCAAUUGAAAGAUUGGGAAAUGAAUAAGGAAGAGGAUUAUGGCGUAGCUCGCUACAAGUAUGCCACUAGAAAAGAAAAAUUGAUGGCUUUCAGCAAUAUUCCAGAUUAUGAUGUGCCGGAAUUAAUUGUUGGCCCUAUGGAAGCUGAUACUUUCCAUAAAGUUAGGGCUGCGGCUCCUGGAGCAGAAUACGAUUACGGUUACAACGCCAACAUGGGCGACACUGGCUUGCUGUUCAAGUGGCACGCGUUCGAUCGAAGUGAAUUUUUGCCUGCUAUAGAAAGAAGAUCAGUGUAACUUGUUUGAAGAUUCAUUUAUAAUAAAAAGUGUCUAAUUAUAAUUAUGUAUUUGUAAAUAUAUUUUUUUUUUCUUAAUAAAAUAUGUGUAUUAUU